AUGCCACCAAGAGUAGACAGCGUAGCGCUACUCGAACGCACAAUGCAAAUGAUCAGGGAAACUCACAUCGACUGGGAUGAAGACCAAGUCCUGGAGCGCGCCUUCUCGCUAAUAAACAUCCAACCCAACACCAACCAAGCGGAGAAGAUCCCCAAGUCGGUGCUCAGCAUCAUAUCGCAAAUCGUCAAGCUCAACGAGAACAACUGGGCCAUCUGGGAGCCGAUGUUCAUGGACUGUAUCCGGCCGGUCAAGAACGCCAAGCGGAUCCUCACUGAGGAGAUUCCCAGGGGCCACACCGACUAUGAUGAGGAACUGGACAGCCACUUGCUGGGCCUCAUCCUAUCCUCCUGCGACCACGGACCCACCAGCCGCAUCGACACCUACACAGUGCGGGAGCAAGGUGAGGAGGAGCAACUCGGCUCUACACUCUACAGGAAACUCAAGGCCGCACUCACAAUAAACGACGAAGUUAAACUCUCCGCCAUCCACGACCGAGUACACGAAGUAAAACUAGCCCAGCGGAACAUUGUCAACCUCGGUAAGGAGCUCGACCAAAUCUGGAAUGACGCAGCCAGGCUCGGAAGCCGCAUGGACGAAAAGCUCAAGAAGUCUACUCUGUACCGCUGCGUCAAGGACGACUGGCUCUACACCCAGACAGUAGACUCCCUCAAAGCCGCUCAACCUGGUUGCAGCUACGAGUAUGCCUACCAUGCACUAGCCAAGAAGCACCAAGAAGCCGAGCUCUCAGGUCGUAUCCGAGCCACGGCCAGAGUUGCAAGCAACAGAAGUCCGGCAGGCCAAGCUGGCGAGCACAGGCAGGUCCUUAACCAAGAGGGCUACAACAGGGGCAGGCGUGACCCUGCGCACCCUAAUGAACCGGCCAAGUGCUACAAGUCCAGGAGCGAACCCCUACUCAGCAGGAAUAGGGACUCGGGUGCACCUCUUUCCACGUGGAUUCUCGACUCAGGAGCUACACAUCACAUGGUACGUGAUGGGGGUAAGCUCAUUGCUUCGACGCCGAAGCAAGGAUCCGUAGACACUGCUGGGCAUGAACGGUUGCGGGUACAGGCUAUAGGCGAUGCAACUUUGCGAGUAAGAGACGUCAAGAUACCGCUCACUGAUGUACUUCACGUCCCCAACCUUAGCAAGAACCUAUUGUCAAUCCCAGCGCUGACUGAAAAUGGUGCACGCGUGAUAUUUGAAGAGUCUGGAGCUACUAUCCUCCAACACGAUGGGAGCAUGGUCAAGAGCAAGACCAACCGGCGCAAGAAGAGAUGGGAGGUCUACAGUGACGCCCUAGCAGCACAGCUCAAUGAUCCCCUAGAGGGCAUUGAUGCCACCACAACACCAGCAAAGCCCGCAAGCCACACAACGAGCAAACUAUGGCAUGAACGAUUCGGUCACCCUGGCAGGAACAAGACCAAGCAAAUCCAGGCCCACUACUUAGGAAAAGAGACACAGCUUGGACAUGACGCAAGGGACUGCAACUGUUGCAGCCAAGCAAAGCAAACACGCGCAAGAAUGACAAGCAGCAAGACAGAGCGAGCCCAGGCACCUCUGGAGCUGGUACACAUUGACCUGAUGACGGACCUGAAAGGCCAUCCCAACUACCACCACGCAUUGAUAGUUGUAGAUGACUCGUCAUCUUACGUAUAUGUGAAACCACUCCUCAGCAAGGCCGAAGCGUUCCCUGCCCUAAAAGCAUGGAUCAAGACGGCAGAGAUAGCAACGGACCACACACUAAAGUGCAUCCGCAGCGACAACGGAACAGAGUGGUCCAGCUUUGGAGCAGAGGAAUGGAAACGAGAAGCAGGGUUCAGGUGGCAGAAAACCACACCAUACGUCAGCGCCCAGAACGGGAGAGCAGAGCGCAUGAUUAGAUCCCUUCAAGAAAAAAUGCGUGCAAUGCUGGUUCAGAGAUCGGUACCAAAGGAGCUGUGGCCCUACGCCAUCAUGGCCGCAGGGCACACACUGAACUUGACACCCUCCACCGAAGCAAAUAGGGUUCCAUACGAGGACUUCUAUCGCAAGUCUGCGCAUGGUUUGGCCAAGCAGCUGCGUGUCUUCGGUUGCCUCGCUUGGGUCCACCUCCCCAGGAAAGAUCACGCAGGAAAGCACGGCGUAAGAGCAAUCCCAGGAAUCAUGGUCGGAUACGAUGACGAGCACAAGGGAUGGAAAUUCUUCACCCCCGGCCACUCCCCAUCCAUACGGUGGAGCAACUCAGCCACAUUCCACGAAGCCAAAGGUUGGCAUGAUCGCCCCAGCGUGCAGAGCCCACUGCAGUUCGGGUUCGAGAGCCUCGAAGCAGAAGGCACUAGACCCGAGGCAGAUAGUGACAAGCCCGAACUGGAGGUGGAAGUACUCGACAUGGAGGAUCCACUCCCCGAGCCACACACUGCACCGCCCACCGACCCUACCGACGACAACAGGUCGGAGCUCGAUGUCGAAGAGAUGAUUGGAGAAGCACAUACAGCCGCCUUGAACCUCACGCCGACCUUAAAGGAAGCACUUGCCGGUGAUGAUGCGCAACAAUGGCAGGAAGCCAUACGCAAGGAGCUAGAUGGACUCGAGGCAAUGGGAACAUGGGAGAUAGUGGAUGUUCCACCAAACACUAGACUGGUCGACUCCAAAAUAGUCCUUCGGCUAAAAUUGGAUGCCGACGGCAUACCCGUCCGGCACAAAGCAAGACUCGUCGCACGGGGCUUCACACAGCGGGAGGGUAUUGACUUUGAAGAGACCUUCGCGCCUGUGGCACCACUCAGCGCAAUAAGAGCCCUGUUAUCCUUGGCAGUAGAGCGCAACUGGGAAGUCCAUCAGCUCGACAUCACAAUGGCUUACCUUAACUCCACGCUCAACCACGUGAUCUACAUGAAACCACCGGAAGGCGCCAAGGUGCCGACGGGGAAAGCCUACCGAGUCAUCAAGGGACUAUAUGGUCUUAAACAGUCGGGACGGGAGUGGAACAUGGAAUUUGAUAAGUUCCUGCGACGUUCAAACUUCCACAGGCUCGACUGCGCACCAUGCAUCUACACCAGAGGAGAAGGGGAUAACUUCGCAAUAGUGGUCAUCUAUGUCGAUGACACGUUAAUUAUAGCCCCAACCCUAGAAACAGUAAGGCGCAUCAAGGAGGAAAUAGGCCAAAAAUGGCGGAUGGAGGAUGGCGGCAACGUCUCCCACUUCCUCGGGAUCAAAAUCACCAGGAAUCGAGAAGCAAAAACCAUGGAUCUCGAGCAAACCAGCUAUGUCAAGCAGCUUCUGGAUGAACACCUGGACAAGCGCAGGAGGAAAUCUAGCGUCCCACUCCAAGAUAUCCCAGUCCCAGAGACGGCAGCAAGCAUGGCAGAGCGAAAGGAAUACCCACAGAUCGUUGGCAAACUUCUGUGGCUGUCAAAUGGAACACGUCCGGACAUCAGCCAAGCCGUCGGCGUGCUUGCACGCUACAUGACACAGCCGUCAAAGGAGCAUUACAACGCUGCACAAAAGGUACUCCAAUAUUUGGACCACACACGUGACACCCACUUGCAAUAUGGCAGCGACAAGCAACAAGAUUUCCUGACAGCGCACAGCGAUGCAAACUGGGCAAGCGAUGCCACAGCACAACGCAAGAGCUCAUCUGGCUCAGCGGUGUUCGUGUGCGGCAACCUGGUAGCAUGGAAGUCAGCUCUUCAGCGCUGCACCGCCCUAUCGGCAGUGGAAGCAGAAUUCGUAGCCGCGACAGAAGCCGCACGAGAGAUCCUGUUCUUCAAACACCUCUUCAAGACCGUAGGCAUUGACGUCGGUAUCCCCACAAUCUUUUCGGACAACACUGGCACUAUUCAGGUUAGCAAGGAUCCCGCGCAACACUGGAAGUUAAAGCACAUCGAUACCAAGUACCAUUUCAUCAGAGAUAACGUGCAAGACGGAAAGGUCAAGAUCAAGUACAUCAACACUGCAGACAACUUAGCAGACCUCUUUACCAAGCCGGUGGGAAAGACCACGUUACAGCGCGCGCGACAGGGAUUGGGACUGAAGGCCAAGCAUGAUGCAGUGGAUCGGCAGCCUCCUGCCUUACCACUGAGGGAGGCAGUUGAGGAAGUUGAAGCCGCACAAAGCGUGGAGACAGCAUGA
Molecule: messenger RNA, 4107 nt
Organism: Ustilago hordei
Lineage: Eukaryota; Fungi; Basidiomycota; Ustilaginomycetes; Ustilaginales; Ustilaginaceae
Exons: 3
Coding region: 1-4107 (1368 amino acids)
Biological process (GO): DNA integration
Molecular function (GO): nucleic acid binding
Source: RefSeq, a predicted model, not a curated record